This is a messenger RNA of Anthonomus grandis grandis, 3194 nucleotides long. RefSeq names its product chromatin modification-related protein MEAF6 (gene Eaf6). The transcript is spliced from 4 exons. Gene Ontology annotation, cellular component: NuA4 histone acetyltransferase complex. The record is from RefSeq and is a predicted model, not a curated record. NCBI's taxonomy places the organism in Eukaryota, Metazoa, Arthropoda, Insecta, Coleoptera, Curculionidae. Bases 163 to 723 code for a protein of 186 amino acids.
UAUUUUGUGUUUAUAUAGUGAACGGAAAAUAAUAAUAAACAGUCUUAAAAUACAUUAAACAACAAUAGAAUUUGCAUUUAUUGGUAAUUAAAGCUGAUUAACCUUCAACAGCUAUUAUUUCAUUUUCUUUUAUGAAAUUACCAUUCAUCCAUUUUUUACAAUAUGUCCAGUAAAACAAACUCUAUUGAUGCCAGACAAGAACUUGCAGACUUGGUGAAACGAAAAGCAGAAAUCGGGGAAACCCUUGCUAAUCUAGAAAGACAAAUAUAUGCCUUUGAGGGUUCUUACCUAGAAGAUACCCAGCUCCAUGGCAAUAUUAUCCGAGGCUGGGAUAGAUAUCUUUCUAGUAACAAAACUACUAACGCUAAAGCUGAUAAAAGAAAUCGUAAAUUUAAGGAGGCCGAACGAUUGUUUUCGAAGAGUUCAAUAACAUCUAUGGCGGCUGUUAGUGGCAUAGCAGAUCAAAGCCAAGAGAAAAUUGAACAAAAUUCUGACGAAGAUUCACAAAUUAAUGAAGAUUCAAGUGACACCAACAUGCCUAUGUCUAACCAUAUCGAUUCAGACAUAAAAUCACCGGGAAAACAGACUACAAACACAAGUUUUUCCACUAAUGGGGCAGUAAACGGUAUUGACAGGGCUAGUCCCACAAGGGAAAUCGCCAAUAAACAACGAAGUUUUAACACUAAUGCAAAGAAAACUGUUAAAAGGGUCAGACAAAGGUAAAAUCUAUUGUUUAAGAUUGCUUGUGUAUUAGGUUAAAGCAUAAAUAUUUAUUGUGAAAUUAAGAAUAAAGUUUAUAUAAAUCUUGAAAAUAUUUAUUAUGAUCACUAUUUGUGGAGUCUGUUGUAUAAUAUAUUUGUCAGAUCUGAUUUCAGUACUUAUAAACAUGUAGAGAAUAAAGACUUUUCACUGUCUGGUAACUUUGAAUGUGCUGCUGCUCUUCUCCAGGCUGUAAAUAGUGUUAAAUUUUAGUUUUUUGUAUAUAUCGUGCUCCUAGCUCUGAUUUUAAAACUUUUAGUGAAUACCUUGAGAAAUUGUUAAAGCUUUUAUAUAAACCUAAUAAUGUGUUUUUGUGGUGAUUUUAACUAUGAUUUUAUUUCCAGAUGUAAAGAAGCAGUACAUAUUGUGGACGCAUUUAGCUCAUAUGGUCUUAAACUAGUUUUUUCUGAACCUUCUAGAACUCAGGCAUCAUCCUGUACCUUGAUUGAUAAUAUAUUCACUAACGCUGCACUGUUUUCAACUGAAACCUUUGAAGUAGCGUUUUCUGAUCAUUGUGCUCAGAUACUGAGUUUUGACUUGGGAAACCCGAUUCACGAUUUAAGCAAAUUUUCUAUGAGUUCUAGAUCCUUUUCUGAUGAAAACAUACGCUAUUUUAACAACUUGUUGCCCAAAGAACAUUGGCUGUCAGUUAUUGAGACUCUGGAUUUUGAAAGUAAAUUUUCUUACUUCUUUGACACGUUUUCCAGUUUAUUUAAUAUGAGCUUUCCUUAUGUAAACAAAUCGAAGCCAUAUCAGACAGAAUCCACUGAUGAGACAGAAAGUCUCAUCAGUGGAUAACACCAUUGAUAAUUAAUGAGGGCAAGCAAUUGAGGCUACUUCAUACUCAACUAAAGACCGUUCAUGACCAUGAGUUACUCACAUCCUAUAGAAGGAGAUUGAGGGUAGAUAGAGAAAAUAUCGUAAAUGCCUUUUUCCUCCAGGAAAAAGUCAUUCGGUGUAGACGAGGUACCUUGUUACUUAUUGCUAGCAUGUGCUGAGCAUAUUAUCUCUCCACUUACCUAUCUUCUAAAUUUAUCAUUUCGGUUUGGCUAUUUUCCUAAAGAGCUAAAAUCAGCUGUUGUCAUACCUCUUCAUAAAAAGGGGGAGACAGCAGAAGUGAGUUUGAAAAAUCUUUUAAAAGAAGACUUGAACAAGACAAGAACCCAGGCUGUUAGAUUGACAGUUAGUGGUCAGGUGACCAUAUCUAAUUGGGCAACUGUCGUCACUGGGGUUCCACAGGGUAGUGUUCUUGGGCCCAUUUUAUUUUUACUUUUUAUUAAUGACUUGCCUCUCCUGGUUAAUGAGAGCUACAUAACACUUUUUGCCGACGAUACAUCAGCAGUUGUCUCGGGUACUGACUAUCAGUCUAUCCACUCAAAAGCCACCAAGUGUAUAGCUGAUAUUGCGGGGUGGUGCCAGAAAAAUGGUCUUUGUUUGAAAACCAAUUUCAUUGUUUUCACUCCGAUUCGAGCUAUUCAGGACCGGAGCUUACUCCUUAAAGAGCAGUCAUCAAGUAGCCUCAUCCAACAACACUCCACCAAGUUCUUGGGAAUUGUAAUUGAUAGACAUCUAUCGUGGGAUCCUCAGGUGGAAUCUGUGUGCAAUAGAUUGUCCCGCAGCAAUUAUGCCAUCUUGCAACUUCAAGACUAUGUGGAUGCAUAUACACUCAAAAGCAUUUAUUAUGCCUCAGUGCAUUCCACUCUAUCCUAUGCCUUAUUAGCUUGGGGUAAUUCCUCCAGUAUUGGCAGAGUGCUAAUAAAUCAAAAGCGCAUUGUACGUACGAUGUUUAGACUUUCCUUCAGAGAAACUUGCCGUGGUACUUUUAAAAAAGAAAAAGUCCUAACUAUAAUUAACAUCUAUAUCUUGGAGUGCGCAUGUCAAGUACAUAAAAAUCUUUUAAACUACAUGAGAUAUUAAUUUUUAUGAAACUCGAAAUGCAGAUAAAUUAUACAUCCCUUUUACCCGGUUGUCGCAGGUACAGGAUGGUCCGGAAAUUACAUCUCUUAAAAUUUUUAAUCAUCUCCCAUGUAGAAUAAAGAGACCUAAGACUUUUCCAUCUAUUAAGAGGGCUCUUAGGACCAUGUUAGCUGACUGUCCCUUUUUAUUCGUUGACAGAGUUCUUUAACUGUAGGUUUAUUGACUAAAUUAAGUUAAAUUUGUUUCCGUUCAUAUCUUUGUAAUUUUAUACUAUUUUUAUUAGCAUUGUAGUUUUUUAUUGACAAUUCCUAUACAUUGUUAUGAUGUCGAUGGAAAUAAAUGAUUUGAUUUGAUAAUUUGCUACCUAUCAGAUAGUGUAAAUAUGGUCAUAGUAUAACAUAGAAAUGAUUGUUCUUGUAGUACUAACAAGCAGAUUCCAUUACAAAAUUCAUUAAUAAACAUUUGAUAUCUGAGGAAUUUUUGGUUUGCACUUAUAAAUAUUAUAUAUAUUCCAUAUA